Messenger RNA from Girardinichthys multiradiatus, 5149 nucleotides. RefSeq names its product transcription regulator protein BACH2-like. The transcript has 5 exons. NCBI's taxonomy places the organism in Eukaryota, Metazoa, Chordata, Actinopteri, Cyprinodontiformes, Goodeidae. The record is from RefSeq and is a predicted model, not a curated record. Gene Ontology annotation, molecular function: RNA polymerase II cis-regulatory region sequence-specific DNA binding; DNA-binding transcription factor activity, RNA polymerase II-specific; protein binding. Gene Ontology annotation, biological process: regulation of transcription by RNA polymerase II. Bases 140 to 2341 code for a protein of 733 amino acids.
AGUUUGUAGUUGAGUUGAGAUAAGGCGUUCUAGGAAACAGUCUGGUUGGACGGGAUUCCAUUUACUAAAAUCCAUGUCUGUGAGGCUGCUGGAACUUUCUUUAACACCUUAGAGAGUUGAACAAAGCCAGCUUUCUAAGAUGUCUGUGAUGGCUGGGCCUACCCCGCAGCCGUCUGUGUUUACAUUCGAGUCCACAGUGCAUUCCUCCCAGGUGCUGCACUACCUGAACGAGCAGCGCUGCCGGGACAUGUUGUGUGAUUUGACGGUGCUGGUGGAGGGUCAGAAUUUCAGAGCCCACCGCUCUGUGCUGGCUUCCUGUAGCGAGUAUUUCUUGCAAAAGAUCUCUUCCCUCUCAGAACACGGAGCAGUAAUUACUCUGCCAGAAGAGGUGACAGCAGCUGGUUUUGAACCAUUGCUGAACUUUGCCUACACAUCCAAACUCAACUUUGGAAAAGACGAUGUUUUAGAAAUACGAAACUCAGCCUCGAUCCUUGGUUUCAGGGACCUAGACGAGGCAUGUUUUGAUUUCCUUCUGCCAAAGUUUUUCUUGAGCCGCAAUGGCUCUGCCGCCAUUGUGAGAAAGACCUGUUGUCGGAAGGAAUGCAAGAGGCGAUUAUCAACAGAAAAUUGUAGCACAGACUCUGACGAUGUGUUGUUGGAUGACAAAGAAGUAAAACCAGUUGCUGACUCAUCACCCGAGCAGGACGUGACUUGGGACUGUAACAAGUCAGUGAGUAACAAAAUGGGAAGUCAGAAAAGCGCAGACAGUUUUGGAUCUGUAGCUGAAGGGAUAAAUGAUCCAGUGGUGCAGGGUCCAAAGUAUCGCAAGUUCCAGUUGGCUUGUGAGAAGGAGAUGCUUGGAAGUGAGAAAUGUCCCUUCAAUUCAGUGACAUCAGUGAUCAGAGAAAGCUGUGUCCUCUCCUGUUUGCCGUGCCCCAUCAGGACACACUGUAAAAGGGAAACUGUGGUUGAUUUCACUGGAUAUCCAACGUCCAACUCCUGCAUAGAAAGCAAAGUUGGAGCAGAAGAGUUGUGGAAAACUAAAAAACACUGUGGGAACAAAUGUGUUGUUGAUAUGUCUAAGGAAGGCACAUUUGAACAAGAGGGAAAGCAAGGUUGCAAGGUAGAGGAGAAGAACAUUAGGACAUAUGAUGAAAAGAUGGACUACAUGUCCGGAAUCAUCUCCUCUGAGAUACCAAGAAUCAAGAAACUCUCCCCAACGCCAAGCAAAAUCCUCUGUGAGAGAUCAUCACUGUCUUUUUGCCCCUUGAGGUGCUUAGAUGUGGACUCUACAAUCACUCAGUCAAUGGGGCAUGAUAUGUGUGCUGUCAGCAUUACAGAAAGUAAAACAUCAAGAGACCCUGGUGAAAUAAUACCACAUUCCUCCCGUCAAAAUACAAUGUCAGAAGGUGAAGAAGAAAAUCCAAAUGACGCCAGUCAACAAGAAAGAAAGGUAACAUCCAACAUAGAAAGAGCAGCCAUCCUUAGAAAAACCUCAGAAGAGAAAAGCACCCUGAAGAAUGAAAGAGCGAGUCACCUUAGUGAGCAACUGGGAUUAUGUAAAGACAGCUACCAGCAAAAUUUUCUGGACUGUGAAGCAGGGUGUUCCACUGAUGCAUGUGGUGGAUGGGUGCAGAGCCCGUCUUUAGAGUGGUCAAAUCUUCAGAACAACCUUGGUUCCACCAAAACUGGGUGCCCAUUUUAUCAGGAUUUUGACCAAAUGAACUGCGGAAUGUCUGAGUGUGAGGGGACACCUCAGUCAAACUCAGGGGAGGAUGCAGAUUUGGAGACGGAAACAGAGGGAGACAGUGAGUACUCCACAAGUGAGAGAGCCCUACAGGUCCAGUUGCCAUUCUCUGUGGACUGGAUUGUGAAUCUGAACCGAAAUGACUUCCAACAUCUGCUGAAGCAACAGCUUCUUACCCAAGAACAACUGGAGUUUGUCCACGAUAUUAGACGGCGUAGCAAAAACCGCCUUGCAGCUCAGCGCUGCCGCAAAAGAAAGCUGGACUGCAUAUAUAAUCUACAGUGUGAAAUCAACAAACUGAAAACAGAGAGGGAGAAACUGAUCAUGGAGAGAAACCAGCUGACCCAGAGGAAAAUGGAAACAUGCCACACAGUCAGCACCUUGUGUCAGAGAAUCUACAGUGAAGCAAACCAACAAUCUGAGCAACUGCAGGUGUUAGCCAGUUGCACAUCCUCAGACUGCCCUCUGUCCUCCUUGUUUCCUCAAAUAGAUGCACUUCUGUCACAAUACGGAUCGUCGCUUCAUCCCCAGAAUGCGGCUUCUCAGGAAGAUACAUUUAACCUAAACAGAGAUACAGGCACAGGACUGCAUUAACUUUAAAUACAUACUGCAGACAUGGUGAAGCGCAGUAACAGUGCCACAAAUUAUGAUGACCAUUAAACUGUACAGUAUUCUUUAGUAUUCGAUAUACAAGAACUUUAUCAUGAACUGUGACUGAAAUACAGUAAUGCCUGGUGAUUCCUUGGAAUCUGCUGUGAUCAGCAGAUUCUUUAUAUUUAUUAUUAUUUGUUUUUGUCUUACUCUCUUUUAAAUUCAAAGUAUAUACUAAAGGGGUCACAGUGAGGUAUUUUAUCGCUAUUUACAAAUCUACAAUGUUAUUUAGAAUCAGUUUUCAAAGCAUUACAAAGGAGCAGCUUUUAAUAUCAGCAACACUACUCAUUGUCCGGCGUCCCAUUCUGUCAGGGGGCAGCACAAGUGCUUAAAAAAAAAAGUUAUCUCUUUAACCACAGUUAAAGAGCUGAACAAAUGAGUCAGUGUGCAUGUGUAGCACUGAUCCAUGGUUUUAAAUAAUCAUUUUCUUCAUAUUUUACCUCCAUGAAGCAUGGCUUUUUUUUAAAAUCUUAUGAAAUUCUGAAAAUGUCUUUAGACCUUUUUUUUCCUCUCAUUCCCUGUCUAGUCAUUGUGUACUUAAAAAAAGAAAAAAAUUAUGGAUAAGUUCAGGUUGAAUCCAAAAAAAUCUGCCUCUUUUGAAAAAACACUGGAAGUAAGAAUUCAGCUUAUGAUGCUAAUGCUUCUGUGAACAAAACUGUACUAUCUUGGGUACUUUACAUAGUUUCUAUAAAGAAAAAAGGCAAAUUCUGUUGCGUUUGUGACAGGCUUUUCUGUAACAAAGUGUCCUGAAGAUCCUUUUGCUAUGUUGAUUUGUUACAGGUAGCAACAAAAUGGCUUUAUUCACCCUUUUUGUGGUUAAAGGAUUAAUGGGUCAGAGCAGUGGUGUUUUUAAUAUUGGCAAUAUGGCUUUUUGCCUAGGGCUGCAUGAUGCAAAGAGGCCCAAAAAGUUAUCUGUCAAAUGUCCCCGAACAGCUCUUCUACUACUUAUUCAUAUGACCUACAUGAUUAGGAAACACUACCUGUUUUGUGCACAUUGUAAAAAAAAUUAUUGCUGUACACCAUUAGUAGUUGAUGAUGCUGGUUGGUUUUUGAUUGGAAACCUAAGAUUUGGUCCUAAAUUAAAGUGUUUUAUAAUGCUUUCUUGAAAUUACUACCACCUUAAAUGAAUCCAUCUAUCUAUCUUUCUAGAAAGGGCAGAAUGCACUUUCCGACUUCAGUUUUUUUUUUUUUUUGACAUACAGCCAUAGUGGUGGAAGGAGGGCGCCAUUUAUGCAAGAACCAUCACAGGGUCAGAGUUAAAUGCAAACAUGCAUUUUUAUUGUAGUGAAAAUGGUAAUGUACUGGAAUAAAAACAGCAAUCUAGCAGUUAAUGUGUAAAGAAAAACUUUAAAAAAACUAUUGUCAAGCACCACUUUAAAAUAUUUAGAGAAAAUUUGAUUGUUUGGAAGCAAAAUAUAAAGAAAUGAUACGACUAAACAUUUUUGCAAAUAACUGUAAAUAAUCCUACACUGCAUUGAUAUAUGACCUUUGAUUAUAAAACAAAGAUAAAUUUGUUCUUUAUUUUUGUAACAAUACCUCAGCAUGACUAAAUGAUUGCCUUUAUACUAGUGCCCUUCAGGAGUUAUAAGGCUUUGCAUACAGCUUGCUAUAACAAAUUCUCAGGUAUUGACAGGAAAAUAUCGUUCUUCCAGGCACUGUUAGGCUUUCUGACACAGACGGCAACGCAUCACCGCAUUUUGCACCAAAACCACACCGCUCACCAAGAAGGACUUUAACAGAGUGUUAUGUGUACCUUUGAGACAGUCUGACUGAGUUUUCUGGCUGUCAUUGCGGUCUCCCUGCCUCAGCCGACCAUAAUGACAAAGCUGUUUCAGGGAUCACAGGCCUCUCAGAGUUUUGACUCGAUAAAAACCAAACAAUACAAAUCUGCCUUAAAGUUGUUAUUCAUUAGGUUCAAGUAGAAAAUCCAUCCCAAUUUCCCCAUGCAGUACAAAAAAUAGCUGAAGAAAAGCAUUUUGUUUCCUUGUUAUGUUUUGUAGCACAUUCUGCAGUAGUUGAAAGUUUUACUUGAUACUGAUUAUCUGAUGAUGUAACACAAUUGGAUUUAACCAAAUUGUUUUUUUAAAUGAAUUCCCAUCCUGUUUCUUUAUUUGUAGCUUUUACAUUAGCUAUUCCCAUUUGUUGUGUUUAUAUACCGAUUCCUAUCAUCAACAUUUGCUGUUAAUCAUGUGCAGGGUUGCUUUACCAAAAUAUUUAUUUUGCAAGUAAGUUUUUCCUUUUGUGUUUUUACAUUUUUAAUGAAUCAUGUUUUAAACCAGCUGUUGCCUGCUUUGAUUUCCUUAAUCAGUAUUUGAAUGUUAUGGUUUUGGCUAUAUGUAUAUUGAGAUAUGUGGUGAAUGAAUGCCUUUUUUUUGUUGCAACACUCAUGAGGGAAAAAAACAAAGCAGAAUCUGGCUCUGAACUGGAGCCUUGCACCACUUCAUAAUGCCUGUUUUGCUGAAUGCCCUCUAGUGGUCAUACAUCAUUACUGAUGUUUCUACUCAUUGCUUUUGUCAUCUGUAAAGCCCUUCAGCUCUUGUAUUUCCAUUUAUGUGAUCUUUUGUACCUUGACAUUUUUAGGACAAAUAUAUAUAUAUAUUUAAAAAAAACUAAUUAUGUUAGUUUCCUCCAGGCCUUAUAACCUUAUAGUUAGUGUGAUGCUAUAUAACUGAAAAAUCCUUAGUAACACUAAUUUACAUGUAAAAACCAUCGUCGCUCAGUGUAAGUAAAAAAAUAUAGGUGAUUGUUUGA